AGACACUCCUAUCGAAUAUCGAGUUAAGUCUCAAGAAAGCACAAUAAUUGUUUAAAGAAAGCAAACAGAAUUACAUAUCUUGUGCCCACCUUCGCAUUCUGUUUGAUAUUCCAUUCUCAAACCAUCCUUCUCUUCUUAGACAAACCCCUCCAUCAAGCACCACGAUCUGUCGAUUCAAGAGAUACCAGAAAUACCAGACAAGCUAUAUAAGUCAAGUUAAUUUAUUGCAUCAUUAUAGAUAUUGCUUUUUCUUCUGUUAACUCUGAUCUGUUGUCCCUGUCCUCCCCGCUUCACUCUACAACGCGGCACCGGCGGCAGACACCACCAUCAUCCUUCUCAACAGCAUCUGGCAACAAGGAAAAGAAAAGAAAACAGCUUCUAGAAUCGCAUCUGUCUUCCUCCCCUGGAUCCAUUUUCGAUCCACUUGGCCCAGUCCUGUCGCUCCAUGCGGCUCUCCGUGCCAUAGUCCUCUCACACGAUGACGAUGGCGGACGAUGCUUCAUACCCCACGGGCAGAAACAGCAACGCUACUCCCGGGUCGCCGCCCAUGCCCGCCACCUUGACCACCAACACCAUCUUCUCCUCCGUCUCCUCCACUCACAACCCCGACGACAACGACGGUACAUCAACGAACGCGCCUAGACCUAAUACGAUCACUGACCGUACCUUCGAUAUUGGUCACGAGGGGCCUUUCGUGCAGCCUGCCUCCUACCUCCGGCCGCGAGGUGUCUCGCAUCCAAUGCCCCCAGCUCAGCCCGAGAGGGCGAUCGAUCGGGAAGAGCGUCAAGGCCUGUGUGCCAUUCGCAACUUCCUCAAAGUCCGCAACAGUUACGAUGUCCUCCCACUCAGUUUUCGUCUUAUAAUUUUCGAUACAUCAUUGUCGGUCAAGGAGAGUUUAAACAUAUUGAUACAAAAUGGUAUCGUAUCGGCUCCGUUGUGGGACUCCAAAUCCUCGAAGUUUGCAGGUCUUCUGACCACCUCCGAUUACAUCAACGUCAUCCAAUACUAUUUCCAGAACCCUGCCGCUUUAGACCAGAUCGACCAGUUCCGACUGGAUAGCCUCCGAGAGGUCGAAAAAGCACUGGGCGUGGCUCCUCCAGAGACCAUUUCUAUCGACCCCGAGCGACCUCUUUACGAGGCCUGUAGGCGCAUGUUGAAGUCCCGGGCCCGUAGGAUUCCUCUAGUCACCAGUGAUAGUCAAACGGACCGGUCCCACGUCCUCAGUGUCGUAACGCAGUACCGUAUUCUCAAAUUCGUCGCCGUCAAUGUCAGUGAUACACAGAAGCUACGGAAACCUCUGAGGGAGCUUCGCCUGGGUACCUAUCACGACACCGCAACAGCAUCAAUGGACACACCGGUCAUUGAUGUUAUUCACAUCUUGGUGGAACGGAGUAUAUCCAGCGUUCCCAUUCUAAAUUCUGAAGGUGUCGUCUAUAACGUAUUCGAAGCGGUUGAUGUCAUCACCUUGAUUAAAGGUGGUGUUUACGAUGACCUGAGUCUAACUGUCGGUGAAGCGUUGAAGAAGCGGUCUUCGGAUUUCCCUGGUAUUUAUACAUGCUCCUUGGAUGAUGGUCUGGAUACCAUCUUUGACACCAUCCGUAAAUCUCGGGUGCACCGUCUAGUGGUGGUGGAUGAACACUUCCGACUCAAGGGAGUGCUCACACUGAGUGACAUCUUGCAAUACAUUCUUUUAGAAGGCGUAAGUGACGAAGUAUCAUGACCCAACGCAGACGAUUGCGCACACAGUCAACCUCAUACGACUUAUACUUGCAUGGCAAUGGGCGUUUUAACUAUUUGGAUUGGGUUCGAAGGGUUUACGGACAAGUCUGGCUUGCUCCACAGAGCCCCAUGUUUUUCUAUUUUCGUCCUCUUUUUUUGAUAUGGGUUUGCAAUUUAAGAACAAGAAAAGGUAAUGUUAUGGUGUCUAAAAAUCGUGUUCCUUGGCCUCCUAAUCGUGAGGGUUUGGGGGGUUUGUCAACAGUCCAG
Molecule: messenger RNA, 1986 nt
Organism: Aspergillus wentii DTO 134E9
Lineage: Eukaryota; Fungi; Ascomycota; Eurotiomycetes; Eurotiales; Aspergillaceae
Gene: snf4
Product: AMP-activated serine/threonine-protein kinase regulatory subunit SNF4
Exons: 6
Coding region: 479-1720 (413 amino acids)
Source: RefSeq, a predicted model, not a curated record